This is a messenger RNA of Trichophyton benhamiae CBS 112371, 2151 nucleotides long. RefSeq lists its product as uncharacterized. The record is from RefSeq and is a predicted model, not a curated record. Gene Ontology annotation, biological process: rRNA processing. Gene Ontology annotation, cellular component: nucleus. Lineage: Eukaryota; Fungi; Ascomycota; Eurotiomycetes; Onygenales; Arthrodermataceae. The transcript has a single exon. Gene Ontology annotation, molecular function: RNA binding. The coding region runs from base 1 to 2151 and encodes 716 amino acids.
AUGUAUGCUCUACUUUGUUUGAAUAUCCUAUCUAACCGAGAUCUAGCUGAUCCUCGAUUCGCAAACAUACAAUCUGACCCCAGAUAUCGGCUACCGAGCAAGAAGCACACUCAUGUCAAGCUUGAUAAACGCUUUUCGCACAUGCUGCGCGACUCAGAUUUUUCCAAGAAUGCUCCAGUUGACAGAUACGGAAGAAAGCUGGCUCGGGACGAUACACGGAAACAGUUAGAGAAAUUUUACCGGGUUGAUGAUGAGGAUGACCAGGAGGAGAAAGAUAAAGAUUCCGAAGAGGAAUAUAUUAGUGUUGAUGACGAUGAAGAAGUACAAAAGGAGCUACGUAGGGUGGAAAGGGCAGGCUAUGAUCCGGCUCGUGAUGGCGGAUUUGACUCAUCCUCUUCUGACGAGAGCUCCAGUGACGAAGAGGAAGAGGAAGAUGUUGCGGGCAACAUGGAAAUGGAGAUUCCUGGCCCCGGCCAACAGGAUGCUGAUAUCCCUACGGGAGAAUAUACGGAAAGGAUAGCUAUUGUGAAUCUUGAUUGGGAUAAUAUCAAGUCCCAGGACCUUAUGGCUGUAUUCACCAGUUUUCUCCCUCCCGGUGGCGUUAUCCGGAAAGUAUCAAUAUAUCCAAGCGAAUUUGGGCGCGAAAGGAUGGAAAGGGAAGAAAUGGAUGGACCGCCGAAGGAGAUAUUUUCUCACAAUACUAAAUCCCAGAAUGAGGACUCUUUAUCGGACGAGCAAGAUGAAGAGGAAGAGGAAGAAAAGAUUAAAAAAUCUCUCCUAGUCGAAGGAGACGGGGACGACUUUGACGCUGGGAAGCUACGGCAAUACCAACUUGAAAGGCUCCGGUACUUCUAUGCUAUUUUAACAUGUUCAUCAAAGGAGGUGGCCAAACACAUAUACGACGCUGUGGAUGGCACAGAGUACAUGAGUAGCGCGAAUUUCUUUGACCUCCGAUUCGUCCCUGAUUCCACUGACUUCACGGAUGACGUUCCCAGAGAUGAGUGUGUGAAACUACCAGAUGAUUAUCAACCAAGUGACUUCGUCACAGAUGCUUUACAACACAGCAAGGUCAAAUUGACUUGGGAUGCGGAUGAUCGGGCUAGAAAAGACGCCCAGGAAAGAGCCUUCAAGGGGAGUAGGAAGGAGAUUGAUGAAAAUGACCUCAAAGCAUACCUCGGCAGUGAUAGCUCAGAGAACGAAGAAGAUGAAGCUGAAGCUGCGGGCGCGGCAGAAGCCGGAGCCGCACCCAAACUGAGCAAGAAAGAGGCAGAACGUGCAAGGGUCCGAGCAUUGCUUGGUCUAGGUGAUAAACCUGCAGCUGGCAAAAAGGAAUCAAAGCCAGUUGGUGAAAUGGAAGUCACAUUUUCAGCAGGGCUGACGGCCGCCCCCGCAAGGGACACAGUAUUUGAGAACGAACCUGAGAAGGAAGAAACAACAAGGGAAAAAUAUGUUCGAAAGGAACGAGAGAGAAAACAACGAAGAAAGGCUAAGCUAAAGGCUAGCAGAUCGGGCGAGGGAGUUUCGCAGGAAGAGGGUGGUGGAAAAGAUAGACAAGAAACCAAGGAAGCCGAAGAGGACCUUGGCUUUGAUGACCCUUUCUUUACUGCGCCUGAGCUUGACGCUGUCAAGGCAGCCAAACAGCGCAAGGAAGACAGGAAAAAGCUUCAGGAACAGCGCAGAGCCGAGGAAGAGGCAUCCGCAUCCAAGAGAGCUGAACUUGAACUCCUCAUGAUGGAUGACGAAAAGUCAACACCCAUUUCACAUUUUGAUAUGAAUGAGAUUGAAAAGGCUGAGAAACGGGCUCGAAAGAGCGACAAACAUAGAAAGGGAAAGAAGAGCGUUGUCGAAACUACGCCUGUGGAUAAUUUUGAGAUGAACGUUAAGGAUCCUAGAUUCCAAAGCCUCUUUGAAAGCCAUGAAUACGCCAUUGACCCUACCAACCCCAGGUUUAAACAAACAACGGGUAUGAACCUGCUACUUGAAGAAGGUCGAAAGCGAAGACGCCACGUCGAUGAUAUGGGCCCCAGUGAAGAGAAAUCCGGUGAGAAACUGAAAAGAAAUAAGAAAAGCAAGUCAAGCUUAACGGUGGCAGAUGAUGGGGAAGCAAUUAGCAAGCUUGUUCAAAAGGUGAAGGCAAAGACCAAAAAAUGA